Molecule: messenger RNA, 819 nt
Organism: Purpureocillium lilacinum
Lineage: Eukaryota; Fungi; Ascomycota; Sordariomycetes; Hypocreales; Ophiocordycipitaceae
Molecular function (GO): hydrolase activity
Source: RefSeq, a predicted model, not a curated record
AUGGGUGAGGCUCAAGUAACAGGCCAGUACUUGGCCAAGCUCCCCGGAGACUGCUGCACGAAAGGCUGCAUCCACAAAGGCAACCCGCGCGGAGCGUACGAGACGAUCGCUGGAGUGGAAACGUACGUUGUCCACCCACCACCCGAACGCGCCAACGGCCGAAUUGUUCUGUACUUUGCCGACAUUUUCGGUCUGUACACCAAUGGCCUGCUCGUCAUGGAUAGCUUCGCGGACGCGGGCUACCUUGCCCUCGGACUUGACUACUUCGAUGGUGACCCAAUCUGGAAACAUCAGCCUCCGUCUGAGGAUAGCAAGGGCCAGAGCUACGACUUCCGGGAUUGGAUCGACCCCAGCUUUGACUUCCAUGGCUGGGUCAACAAGCACAUUGCCUUUGCUGACGACGCCGUGCCCAGGUGGACGGCUGCCGUCAAGCAGCGGUACGGCCAGGCCGACACCAAGUACACCUGCGUCGGGUACUGCUUUGGGGCUCCGUACGUCUGCGACUUGCUUGCCAGAGACGACGUAUCGGCCGGGGCCAUCGCCCACCCUGCGUCUCUGAAGGACAGCCAUUUCGCCAACAUAAAGAGACCCCUAUUUCUCUCCUGCGCGCAGGUGGACUACACCUUUUCGCAGGAGUCGCGCCGCAAGGCGCUCGACAUUCUGCACAGCGGCAAGAAGACAUGGGAGCUGCAGCUAUUCACCGACGUCGAGCACGGGUUCGCGCUGCGCAGCGACUUGGACGAUCCGUAUCAACGCUACGUCAAGGACGCGAGCUUUCGAGGCGUCGUCCACUGGUUCGACGUUUGGCUCUCGCAGUGA